Molecule: messenger RNA, 756 nt
Organism: Sporothrix schenckii 1099-18
Lineage: Eukaryota; Fungi; Ascomycota; Sordariomycetes; Ophiostomatales; Ophiostomataceae
Product: Rho GDP-dissociation inhibitor
Exons: 3
Coding region: 1-756 (251 amino acids)
Biological process (GO): Rho protein signal transduction
Cellular component (GO): cytoplasm; cytosol; membrane
Molecular function (GO): Rho GDP-dissociation inhibitor activity; protein binding
Source: RefSeq, a predicted model, not a curated record
AUGGCCACACAGCAGCACGACGACGACCUCCACGAGGGCACGCCCGGCUACAAGCUGUCCCAGCCGAAGCAGAGCCUGGCGACUUACCAGCAAAUGGUGAAUGAACUGCCUGUUCCGGCGAGCUCGGCGAGCCUCAAUGCCGUGCGACGAAGCAGGAAAAGGUGCAUACCGAGCACCAACAGCAAGGAUGCCCACUCCACUGCGGCCGCACUGCUUCCCGUCACCAGCUCUGCUGCCAGGCGGCUCACCAUGCAUGCCGGCGACGAAUCCUUGCAGCGCUACAAGGAGUCCCUCGGCCUCGGCGGCGGCAAGGACCUGAGCGACCCGUCGGAUGCCCGCGUCUGCAUCAUCCAGAGCCUGACGCUCGAGUCGCCCGGCCGCCAGCCCGUGACGAUCGACCUGAGCGUGCCCGGCUCGGAGGCGACGCUCAAGGACCACCCGUUCACCAUCAAGGAGGGCUCGCGGUUCACCAUGGUGGCGACGUUCAAGGUGCAGCACGAGGUGCUGAGCGGCCUGCGCUACGUGCAGGUGGUCAAGCGCAAGGGCGUGCGCGUGGGCAAGGACAGCGAGAUGCUGGGCAGCUACGCGCCCAACACGGACAAGCAGCCGCUGUACACGAAGCGCUUCCAGGAGGACGAAGCACCGAGCGGCAUGCUGGCGCGCGGCCACUACGUUGCGUCGUCGAGCUUUGUGGACGACGACAAGAAGACGCACCUGGCGUUUGAGUGGAGCUUUGACAUUGCCAAGGACUGGUAG